Messenger RNA from Agrilus planipennis (emerald ash borer), 667 nucleotides. Its product is annotated as vacuolar protein sorting-associated protein 51 homolog. NCBI's taxonomy places the organism in Eukaryota, Metazoa, Arthropoda, Insecta, Coleoptera, Buprestidae. Gene Ontology annotation, biological process: retrograde transport, endosome to Golgi; Golgi organization; lysosomal transport. The record is from RefSeq and is a predicted model, not a curated record. The transcript is spliced from 4 exons. The coding region runs from base 30 to 611 and encodes 193 amino acids. Gene Ontology annotation, cellular component: EARP complex; membrane; GARP complex.
GUAAUUUCUUUAUAAUUAUUGUACUGUAGAUGUUACGAAAAAGUGUUGAAACUCGCGACUGGUUACACACCAUCGAACCUAGGACCGUAAGGGCUGUUAUGAAAAGAGUUGUGGAAGAUAUGACUUCUAUUGAUUCGAUGGUUGCUCAAUUGUACGAAGACCAAGGGACUACAACAGAACACAGCAGCGAUUCGAGCAGAAAAACCCAUAGUAUUUCGGUUUCAAGACAUCAAUACCGAUCGAAUUGGUCGAGUUAUACACCGAGUCAUUUAGAUUCGACGAUAGUAUCGAAUAUACACAAAUUAUUCAGCGAAAGAAUCGAAAUAUUCUCAACAGUGGAAUUCAAUAAAGUGUCCAUUUUGACUGGCAUUAUCAAGAUAAGCCUAAAGACUUUUAUGGAAUGUGUUAGACUGAAAACGUUCAGUAAGUUUGGACUUCAACAAAUACAAGUUGAUACUCAUUAUUUACAGCUGUAUUUGUGGCGUUUUGUUGCAGAUGAAAAUUUGGUCCAUUUUCUUUUGGAUGAAAUAUUAGGGUCUGCUGUACAUAGAUGUCUCGAACCAGUUCUGAUGGAGCCAAGUAUUGUGGAUAUUAUUUGCGAAAGGGGUUGAAAAAAUUACAUUCCAACAACAUAACUAGUGUUUUAUGAAGUCAAAAUAAUUUAUUU